AUGGAUGAAGCCAACAAAGAACAGGUCUAUAAUCACUCUCAGUUUGAGAAUUUGAGAAAGUUUUGGGACUUAGGAUCUAAUUCAAACACUGAGUCCGAUGUUGAGAAAAAAAGUGCCACAAGAAGCCAUAAAUAUUCUGUGCUUUCUAAUAGCCACAAACACAAGGAAUCCAGUGACAUUAAAUCAUUUGAGGAAAAGAUCCAUGAAGCUGAGGUGCUUCAAAGUCAUAAAAAAAUUCCAGAAAGAGAGGAAAUGGAGAAAUUAAACUCAAAGUACAUACCCCAGGUGCUACCAGAUGAAACCACACUUUUAUGGAGACCACCCAGAACAUCCAUUCAUCAGUUACCAGGAAAUGAGUCAUCAAAGGAAAACGUGGGAAAGAAUACAGAAUGGUUUGUUACUCCAGUAACCAAGAAAGACAAAGAUUACUCAGACCAAGAAAUUGAAGAGUCCAUAGUGAAAGCAAGUAUUUUGUCUAGAAAUUACAAAGACACUUUUAAUGACAGCCUGCAGAAGCUGCUUGCAGAAGCAUCAUUACCAGCAAUCCAACCUCCUGGUGGAAAAGCUCAUGUAAAACAAGAACUUGAACCAGGCUUUUCUGAAGCCAUAACAUGGUCUCCAAAGACAGAUUUGACUGAUGUUGAAAAAGCCAAACAACCUAAAGAGAUCAUUAAUGAGCAUGUAGAUAAAACCAUAGUUCCUCCAAAGGUUGAGCAUAACACUUUCAAUGCUAGUUUGGACAGACUCCUAAAGGAAGCAUCUGAAAUUUCACUCUCUCCUUUGCAAACUAACAUGGAAUCUGUUACCACUGGAACUACCUCUGACUCUGAAGAGAGUAGGUUUUUGGGGAAAGUGAUGGAACGGAGUCACAACACUUUAGACAAGAGAGGAAUAAUAGCUUCUUUUCCAGAGGAAGGCGAGAAUUUGGUAAAUGCAGCUGUCUCCCAGAAAGUUCAGAGUGGUAAGUGCCAGCUAAACACAGAGAACUUGAUUCAGAUGGCUGUGGAUGCUUCUCCCCAUUGUCAUAGAAAAGACUCUUUUGGUAACAAGGCCACAUUUUACCAAGAUCUGCCUUUUCCCCAUGAUGCCCAUCUUGUUCCCCAAGAUAGGGCACUGCCUUCUCAAAGGGAAAUUUCAGAAACUGUAGAAAGAGUCAUCCUUCCACCCAGAACUGUAUUGAAUGAUAUAAAUGCAACAUUAAAGAAGCUACUUAGAGAAGUUCAGUUGAGUUAUUCAGCUGGGGGGCAAGUCUUCCCUGGAGAAGUGGAAACAGAAUUUCCUGAAGGAAUACAGGCAUCAGGUAGCCCCCAAGUUUCUCUGGGAGUUAUCUCACCAAGAGCUACAACCAUAAUUCCAGACAGAAAGGAUUCUUAUUCCUUCAAUUCAGUUCCUGAUAAAACUCAUAUAGUUGGACCUUAUGUAGCACCCACCAACAGAGUAGCCCAAAUGUCUCCAUCAGAACAGAGCCAUAGCUCAUCUGAUUCCACUGUUGCUCUGUAUAGCAAAGAGCUAUCUCGGGAAAGGGCAGGAAAUGUGAAGGAAACAAUUAUUCAACCUAAAUUACAGCUCCUUGAAUUCAAUGCUAGAUUAGAAAAAUUACUAGAAGAAAUCACUGAACACUCCCCCUCAAAUUGUGAAAGCAAUUCAGAGACUCUUUCUCCAUUAAAAUUAAUAGGUAGUACUGAGGAGCCCAGGCAAGUUGCUUCUGAAUUUCAUCCUGAGGAAAUAAAAGAAACAGUAGAAAAGUCUGAGGCUCCAUUAAAAACUGAGAGUGUUUUUGAUAAUAGUUUGCAGAAACUCCUGCAUGAACUGUCUGAAGCUCCUCCUUACCAGCACCAGAUGUCAGUGAAGGAAGAAACUCCUGAGACGUCCUCGCAGUCAGAGAAGGCCAAGUUCUUGGAUACAGUGCCUCGUUUUUACUGGACAGCUUCAGAGGCCUCUGAAGUGAAGGUUAAGAGUAAUGUUUUGAAAUCUCAACUUCACCAAUGUGAUAAAGAGUUGAGAGGAGAUAAAGAUGUGACUGAUUUAUCAUUAGAUCUCUGUAGUCCAGAAUGUGGGGUUGAGAGCUCUGGUACCUCACAACUUUAUGUGGACAAUGAAAUAGAGACAGUUAAAACUACAAAGUCUUCAGAGGACAGGAACAGGGAAAGUAAGGUGGCAGGGAAAAAAGGGAAUUUUCAGGAGCCUGACUUCCAAGAGACUCCUGAAUCAACUAGUGUGUCCAGAAAUAGCCAACCCAUUCCUCUCCUGAUGAACCAAGAAAACCCUACAAAAGCAAGUAAAGUUGAACUGUUUCUGGCAUCUUCAUAUAAGACAGAAGAGAAAGAAGAAGAAAAAGGUUUCUCUGACUCUGAUUUUUCAGAUGGGAACAACGGUUCUAAUACAGAAAGCUGGAGAACUACCUCUAGUUCAGAAGGAGAACCCAGCCCUGUUUUGAAAACUGUGGAAAGGAAUGCUGCUAGGAAAAUGCCUUCCCAAAGUCUAGAAGACAUUUCAUCAGAUUCAUCAAAUCAAGCAAAAGUAGAUAAUCUGCCAGAAGAAUUAGUACGUAGUGCUGAAGAUGAUCAAAAAGCAGAUCAGGAACCAGAUACAAAUGAAUGCGUACCAGGAAUUUCCACAGUGCCUUCACAACCUGGUAAUCAGUUUUCCCACCCUGACAAACUCAAAAGGAUGAGCAAGUCUGUUCCAGCAUUUCUCCAAGAUGAGGUGAGUGGCAGUGUAAUGAGUGUUUAUAGUGGAGACUUUGGCAAUCUGGAAGUUAAAGGGAAUAUUCAGUUUGCGAUCGACUAUGUGGACUCAUUGAAGGAGUUGCAUGUUUUUGUGGCCCAGUGUAAAGAUUUAGCAGCAGCAGAUGUGAAAAAACAGCGUUCGGACCCAUAUGUAAAGACCUAUUUGUUACCAGACAAAGGCAAAAUGGGCAAGAAGAAAACAUUUGUACUGAAGAAAACAUUGAAUCCUGUAUAUAAUGAGAUUCUGCGGUACAAAAUUGAAAAACAAAUCUUAAAGACGCAGAAACUGAACGUAUCUGUUUGGCAUCGGGAUACAUUUAAACGCAAUAGUUUUCUAGGGGAAGUGGAACUUGAUUUGGAAACUUGGGACUGGGACAACAAACAGAAUAAACAGUUGAAGUGGUACCCUCUGAAACGGAAGACAGCACCAGUUGCCCUUGAGGCAGAAAACAGAGGUGAAAUGAAGUUAGCCCUCCAGUAUGUCCCAGAGCCAAACCCUGGUAAAAAGCUUCCUACUACUGGAGAAGUACACAUCUGGGUGAAGGAAUGCCUUGAUCUACCACUGCUAAGGGGCAGCCAUCUAAAUUCUUUUGUCAAAUGUACCAUCCUUCCAGAUACGAGUAGGAAAAGUCGCCAAAAGACCAGAGCUGUAGGGAAAACUACCAGCCCUGUCUUCAACCACACCAUGGUGUAUGAUGGGUUCAGGCCUGAAGACCUUACUGAAGCUUGUGUUGAACUUACCGUCUGGGACCAUUACAAAUUAACCAACCAGUUUUUGGGAGGUCUUCGGAUUGGCUUUGGGACAGGUAAAAGCUAUGGUACUGAAGUAGACUGGAUGGACUCAACUUCAGAAGAAGUUGCUCUUUGGGAGAAGAUGGUAGAGUCCCCCAAUACUUGGAUUGAAGCCACGCUGCCCCUCAGGAUGUUGCUCAUUGCCAAGAUUUCCAAAUGAGCCCCAAGUCCACUGGCUCUUCCACUGAAAACAUCCAAACAGGUGGAAUCUGAUCUUGAAAUUUGGUUAUGUGGACAGAGACUCUCAUUUUCUAUCUACUAGAGAAUAUAGUAUAGCAUGUUAAAAUCAACCCGCAUGUAUUUUGUUUGGUUACGAGGCCCAUGGAAUAAAUACA
Chrysochloris asiatica (Cape golden mole) is the source of this 3856-nucleotide messenger RNA. It is a transcript of the gene SYTL2, whose product is annotated as synaptotagmin-like 2. Gene Ontology annotation, biological process: intracellular protein transport; exocytosis. NCBI's taxonomy places the organism in Eukaryota, Metazoa, Chordata, Mammalia, Afrosoricida, Chrysochloridae. The transcript is spliced from 12 exons. Bases 1 to 3681 code for a protein of 1226 amino acids. Gene Ontology annotation, molecular function: small GTPase binding; neurexin family protein binding. The record is from RefSeq and is a predicted model, not a curated record. Gene Ontology annotation, cellular component: plasma membrane; exocytic vesicle.